Molecule: messenger RNA, 213 nt
Organism: Caenorhabditis bovis
Lineage: Eukaryota; Metazoa; Nematoda; Chromadorea; Rhabditida; Rhabditidae
Source: the annotation of a GenBank genome assembly
AUGCGUGUCGCCGCGGUCGGUUGCCGAGUGCGCAAAUGGCCUGGUCAUGGAGUUUUCGGUCAUUUGCCUGAUCCUCCGAAACGAGUCGUCGAUUUAACAGGCGGUGUCACCGCUGAUAACGCACAAAGAGUUCAUCUGAUUAACGCAUUUCGCCGAUAUGGCUAUCUUGAAGCCCAGCUUGAUCCAUUGGAUUUGCGUCAAGUCGAGCCGUGA